AUGGAAUUGUGUGACAUUUUUUCUGCUGCCACUGCUGUCGUAUGCGAACAUAACCUCACUCGUGAAAUUCGCAAUGUAUUCAUAUUUCCAUUACUCAUUCAUAUUGUGUUCGGUGACAGUCACUUGAAUGAGAGAUAGACAGAGUUCGAUUGUGAUAGCAGUCAAUCGACCGAUUGUGUGCGUGCUGUUUGAACAAAUUGCGGUUUUUAGUAUUAGUUUUUUUUCGGGUUUCGCUUUAAUUGAAUGAAACAUAGCACAUUUUUUCAAGGCAAUCAUUGACGACGGUGUCAAUUUAUUUUCCGUGUUGAUUAUUUGCUCUCGACGUCAAACGAAUCGAAUGUUAUAUAUUUUUUUCUUCUUGUCGCUCUGUUGCUGUUGUCUGUCUCAACUGUUAAUCAAGCCAUUUCUCAUCGUAUUUUCGUGUGUAUGCAUUCGUUUGUGGUGUGUGACUCGUGCACUUCUGUUUAGAAAAUCUUUUACUUUAUCACGCAAAAAAUAAAUUCAACGUUUAUUAUUAGACAAACAAAGAAAACACGAAAAGAACAAGUGAAGAAUAUACACCCGAAUCAGUUAGACAUUCACAUUAUCUUAAUUAUUUAUGAUGGCAUCUUCACUGAAUUACGAACGCGAAGUGCUAAACUUAGAGAGUAUCACCACCGGUACGAAAUACAUUGAGAGUGUGACGAUUUUAUUAAAAAUCUUAGAUAAUGUUAUCCGUGAACCGCAAAAUGACAAAUACCGCACCAUUCGGCUGGAGAAUAAAAUCAUCAAAGAAAAGCUGCUGUGUUUGAAUGGAGUCCGAGCAUUUUUGGAGAAAAUUGGAUUUGUUGAGGUGAAUGGAGCAUUGAAUUUGCCCACAAAUGUUUUGAUAGCAACCAUUCGAAAGUAUCGUGAUCAACUGAACGAACGAUUUGAGGUGAUUAAAAAUGGUACAAAUGAUUCAAUUCCAUUAUCGCAACCAGCAAAAAUAAGCGCAAAACCUUCGGGAUCCAGUGUUGGUGCGAUAAAGCGUCGACCAACGAAAAUUGUACCAUUGAAGCCGUAUCGCGAACGAAUCAACUUUGAAAAAGUUGUCCCAUUCCAAAAUGCUUUCCUACAAAAUCUUGAAUUUCGGUCGGAUGAGGUUAUGCAAUACGAAGAUGAUCGAUUACAGUACUACGGCCGACGAAUGAUUCCGAUUCGAACACUCACCGAAAAUACCAUCAAAAAUAUGCGCGCUGUUCAGAAGGAACAAUACAAGCAGCCAUUGAACAAAGAAAUCAAAGAUCCCAGUUUCGAUGACUGGCUGCUUGUUGAGCUCACAAAAUGGUUUAACGAGUCAUUUUUCGAAUGGGUAAACACACUGCCGUGCAAGGUUUGUGGACAAGACGAUGCACGUACCAAGGGAUCACAAGUUGAAAACGACACCCGUGUUGAGGUUCUGUACUGCUGUAAUACACAAACAAAAUUCUAUCGCUACAACGAUGUGGCACAAUUGCUUCUAACACGCAAAGGGCGAUGCGGCGAGUACGCCAAUUGUUUCACGUUUUUGUGCCGGUGUCUUGGCUACGAGGCUCGUUUGGUGCAAGCGACUUUCGAUCAUGUUUGGACAGAGGUGUUUUCAGAGGCUCAAAAUCGAUGGAUUCACAUCGAUCCAUCCGAUAAUGUGGUUGAUGCGCCAUUGAUGUACCAGCACGGUUGGAAACGUAAAGUUGACUAUAUCAUUGCCUUUUCACAUGAAGACAUUCAAGAUGUCACCUGGCGAUAUGCAAGCAACCACGAAGAAGCCACUCGCAAUCGACAGCGCUGCACUGAACCAGAAGUGCUAAAAACCAUUUUGUUAUUAAGAGAUAAGCGACAGAUGAAUUUGUCUGUCGCUCGUAAAAAGUACUUGAAAAAGCGCAAUUUGCGGGAAAUCAUUGAGCUGAUGGUUCAGCGAGAGCCCACCGAAAAUGAAAAGAAAGGCCGUAGUUCGGGCAGCUUGAGCUGGAGAUUGACGCGUGGCGAAGACCAACAGUGUACAUCGAAUAACUUCUUUGUCUUCAAUGCAACAGAAACCGAAGCCAAUGCAAAGGAGUUCAACGUACGAUUUUCUAGUGCUAAGAAUGAGUAUGAGCGUUAUCUCCAUCGAUCCAAUGGAGUUGAGCCAACAGAAACGGCAAAGACAUGGCAAUCGUGUGCCUAUCGUUGGGAAAAAAUCUUUCGAAAAGAAGAACGCGAUUGGAAAAUGGUCUACUUGGCACGAGCUGAGGAUAGUGAUCGAGCCGAAAUUGAAUGGAAAUUCGAUUUUUCCGAUCGCAACUUAAAAAUUAAGGAUAUAUCAUUUAAGUUUGAUGUUAAAACCUACGAAAAUGGCCAGAUUGAAGUUACCUUUUUGCACAAAGGCAAAGUGUUACCGAAUUUCCAAAGUAUCAAAAAUCUCGACUCGUUCACGAUUAAUGUGCAACUGAGCGGUGGCAAUGGAGACUGCGCCUGGCAACAUACACAAUUAUUUAGGCAAUCGAUUGCAUCCAUAAAUGAAUUCCCAUUCGACUUGAAUAUUACAUUUUUCUAAAACAUUCCCGUAAACAAAUCGUAAACUCGAAAAAAUUCGAUUGAAAAUAAACGUACAUUGAUUCGAAAAAUAAAUAAA
This is a messenger RNA of Sitodiplosis mosellana (orange wheat blossom midge), 2611 nucleotides long. RefSeq names its product peptide-N(4)-(N-acetyl-beta-glucosaminyl)asparagine amidase (gene Pngl). Gene Ontology annotation, cellular component: nucleus; cytoplasm; cytosol. Gene Ontology annotation, molecular function: peptide-N4-(N-acetyl-beta-glucosaminyl)asparagine amidase activity. Bases 599 to 2533 code for a protein of 644 amino acids. Lineage: Eukaryota; Metazoa; Arthropoda; Insecta; Diptera; Cecidomyiidae. The transcript is spliced from 6 exons. Gene Ontology annotation, biological process: protein deglycosylation; glycoprotein catabolic process; protein quality control for misfolded or incompletely synthesized proteins. The record is from RefSeq and is a predicted model, not a curated record.